Messenger RNA from Clunio marinus, 303 nucleotides. The record is from the annotation of a GenBank genome assembly. NCBI's taxonomy places the organism in Eukaryota, Metazoa, Arthropoda, Insecta, Diptera, Chironomidae.
AUGAUUCCUUUUGGAUUUAUGGUCAAUGCCUUUGGUGGUCCCAGAAGAGAUCCAAUGUAUGUCAGUGGACUUCGAAUCGAAAUUUUCUUGGAGUCCAUCAUAGAGAAAUUCAAAAAACGUAAAGGUGUUAAAUUUAAAGAAUAUAAAUUUCCUGUUGUUGUGUCGGAAAUAACAAAACAUGAAGAAAAAACACCAAAUCAACAUGCACCGACAUUACCCAGAAUAGUUUCAGCGACUUGAUUAAAUCUGCAAUUAGAAAAUAGCACUUGAAGGAACAAUUUAUGUGUGUGAGUUAUCUUAUCA